AUGUCGACACGGAGGAUACGGAGCCCGUUGUGGAUUUAUAUAGUCGUUGUUCUUUUGGAUUGCUGCUGGGAAUCGGUGUGGGGCCAGCUCUCUUACUCUGUAUCAGAGGAGGUAAACCCGGGGACUUCAGUGGGAAAUCUUGCCAAAGAUCUGAACCUUAAUGUCCACGAGUUGGAGGCACGUAUGUUUCAGAUUGUAAGCGGAUCAAAAAGAAAAUAUUUCGAUGUGAAUCUAAAAACAGGCGUCCUUUAUGUAAAUGAAAGAAUAGACCGCGAGGAGCUUUGUGCGAAGGCUAAAAAAUGUACUGUCAACGUAGAGGCCGUGAUCAACAACCCGCUCAGGCUUUAUCGUUUGGAGGUAAAUAUAGUCGAUAUAAAUGAUAAUGCGCCAUAUUUUCCCGAGAAUCUGCAGUCUCUUAACAUUGCUGAAAGUACUGUGCCGGGAGGGAAAUUUGGAUUUGUCGGGGCUUCUGAUCUCGAUGUUGGUAAGAAUAGUGUGAGUACAUACAAGCUAAAUCCAAAUGAU
Plectropomus leopardus (leopard coralgrouper) is the source of this 525-nucleotide messenger RNA. NCBI's taxonomy places the organism in Eukaryota, Metazoa, Chordata, Actinopteri, Perciformes, Serranidae. The record is from RefSeq and is a predicted model, not a curated record.